This is a messenger RNA of Rhipicephalus sanguineus (brown dog tick), 933 nucleotides long. RefSeq names its product BRCA2 and CDKN1A-interacting protein. The transcript has a single exon. Gene Ontology annotation, cellular component: nucleus. Lineage: Eukaryota; Metazoa; Arthropoda; Arachnida; Ixodida; Ixodidae. The coding region runs from base 48 to 929 and encodes 293 amino acids. The record is from RefSeq and is a predicted model, not a curated record.
UCAAGUUGACACCCAUGUCGGAAACACUGUAACCAUUCAAUUUGCGAAUGUGUGGAAGGAACAUGGCGAUGUCAAAGCGGCAGAAAAGACUCGGCGAAGACGAGGAGAGCGACGGCUCGAACGAGUCGCAAAACGAGGAUACCGACUCCGAGCAAGACGACCUGGUCGACACCGAGGUGAACGUGGACUUCGAGGCUCGCACGCCGGACGACUCGGACUUCCACGGCAUCAAGAGGCUGCUGCAGCAACUGUUCCUCAAGGCACGUGUCAACCUCUCGGACCUGACCAACCUCAUUCUGGAACGAAACUUCGUCGCCAGCGUCAUCAAGCAGUGCGACGACGACGUCGAAGACGAUGACGACGACGAGGCCAUGCAGGAGGACGAAGACGGCGUCUUCGGCGUCAUGAGCGUAGUCAACGUCACCGAGAGCCGGCAACGGGAGUGCGUCCAGCAGAUCGUGACUCUCCUGCGCGACCACUGCCGCGCUUCGGCGAGCGGACUGGCGGCAAAGUUUGACGAGUACUUCACAGAGGACGGCUACCAGAUCGGCCUGGUGAUCAGCGAGCGCUUCGUGAACAUACCGCCGCGGAUCGCGCUACCCCUGUACGACGCCCUGGCGCGAGACGUCGAGGCGGCCAAGGCGGCUGGAAAGAAGUACGACUUCACCCACCUCUUGGUCAUAUGCAAGCAGUACAAGGCGUCGGAGAACGACGAGGGAGGCGCCGUGUUUGCCAACGCCGAAGAGGAGCUGUUCGAAGAAGAAGCCGACCUACAGUUUGAGUACAACGUGACGCCAGACACCGGUACUGCCGUCGGCGGCGACUGGAAAGAGGAGGACGAAGAGAUGAAACAGAUACGCAAGGUGCUCGUCAUACCGACCACCAAAUGGGCCCGCAUCAUGGACAAGCUCAAGGGCGCGUUGCAGUAAUAAA